Molecule: messenger RNA, 1008 nt
Organism: Nematostella vectensis (starlet sea anemone)
Lineage: Eukaryota; Metazoa; Cnidaria; Anthozoa; Actiniaria; Edwardsiidae
Product: melanocortin receptor 4
Exons: 1
Coding region: 1-951 (316 amino acids)
Biological process (GO): G protein-coupled receptor signaling pathway
Cellular component (GO): membrane
Molecular function (GO): G protein-coupled receptor activity
Source: RefSeq, a predicted model, not a curated record
AUGGACAACGAAACAGCGUGCUACCCUUUUAGUAGAUCGGAAUAUAUGGCAAUACAAGUUAUAUUCGUAAUCGGAAGAGUGUGCAUCGUCGUAGCCAACUCGCUCGCUUUGAGGAUUUUUCUUGGAAAGAAGUUACGCCUCAAGAAGUCCAAGUAUCUUCUCGUCAACCUGACAGUUGCCGACCUUCUAAUGGGACUGGGGGGACUGGUGCACAAGGCAGUUAUACAUGACCUGCGAGUACUAAACAGUACGUGGGAGUUGUUGCUUACUAGCGUCUGCUUCAUGUUCGUAACUCACUCCUCCAUGGUCUCCUUGUGUCUUAUUGCGUUAGAAAGGGCGUUUGCCAUCUUUUUCCCUUUUCGUCAUAGACAAACAACUAGAAGAAGCUACAUUGUAGCCAUAGCCUCUACAUGGCUUAUUUCCAUGAUUUCGUUGGUAUUGGUAAAUGUUUUUAUGGUUUAUUUCCAUGUUUUGGAUAUCGAUUUAUUCAUUGUUCCUUUUUCAUUAGAAAUUGGCUUAAUAGUCAUCUCGUAUGUAGCCAUAUGGAUAAAAAGGGUCUUCUUUACUCCAAUGAGCAGCUCAAGGAGAAAUAGAGGCGAAGACAAAAAGCUGUCGAAAACUUUGUUUAUUGUAGUUGCUGUUUCAGUAGUAACAUGGGCCCCAUGCACUACUCUAAAUUUUUUCUUCAAGGCUCACGAGUGUGGGGAAAGUAGAUCUACGUACAUAAUAAUGUACUGCUCAUAUUUCCUUUUACUCAGCAAUUCGUUUUUGAAUGUCAUAGUUUAUUCCCUGAGAAUGCCAGAGUUCAGGAAAGCACUCAAAGAGCUUGUAUGCAGGAAGAAACAACUCGAACUUAGGGAUCCUCUUCGCCAAGUAAAAGUGACAACAAGAGAACGCGUUGUCAUAUCCGUGACACCACUAUCUUAUGUCAAGAAAUUAAGCGCGCCGUGAUAACUAUUUGGCUUUAUUAAAAGAAUCGGUCGAUAAUAAAGAAUCUUUUACCGAUGA